Molecule: messenger RNA, 4808 nt
Organism: Alosa sapidissima (American shad)
Lineage: Eukaryota; Metazoa; Chordata; Actinopteri; Clupeiformes; Clupeidae
Exons: 10
Coding region: 766-1965 (399 amino acids)
Source: RefSeq, a predicted model, not a curated record
CAAUAUUUGCAAGAGGAAUGAAUAAUUUUGUUCUUUGUUUGUUAACUGUAUGUCAUCUUUGUUUUAAAUACACAUAUUCAAACGAAAUGUUGAUGAGAGUUGAGCUUUCAUUCUAGGAUGUCAGGAAUGACACUAACAUGUGUAUGAUAGCUUCUAGUUUAAUUUGAUAUCAUGGUCACCAUCCAAGCCUUAGAAUUGAUCUCAACACAGAGGAUACAGCAGAUUAAUCUCAAUAGCGGCAAUUGCAUUCAUUUUAUUUGUCACCGGACACCUUAACUUUGACAUCCCUAAAGCGACAACAAACAUCACAUUAGGGACCACUACGGAUACGGGAAGAUGAAGUAGGAAGCAUAUUUCAUGACAGCCUACCUGCCUGCCUCCUUCUACUAGUGCCUCGAGGAGUUGCUUGCGUAAACUAGCCUACUGCCAGAGACAGAGGGGACAUUAAACGGAUUUGCCCAUGUGGCCUACACAGCAAAUUCACAGGUGUUACAUUUCUGGUGUUAUGACAAAUAAACACUGUUGCAGUGAUAGAUGUUAAACUCUCAACACCGUUGGUGUAGAUAUGAUACAAAAGUCAGUGAUAAUUUGCAGAGUUCUGAUCAAUAAACACCAAUUGGGUGUAACGAGUUCCAUCCGGGAUAUUUUGCACAUCGCUCAAACUUCCAGCGCAGUCCGCCAUUACUGAAACCCCGGCAGGAUAGCAGACUUAUCUCCAAGUGGUGGACAAUUUUGUGUGAUGUAACAUCAAGUAAAGUGGAUGCGAUGAUUAUCAAGGUAAAAUACCAGAACAUAAAAAAAUACGUCAAGAUAUGUGAGCCAUGCUUGGAUAUGUUCAUGACUGAAGUCCGGGUGAAGUUCUCCAUAAAUGAAGACAAAACCUUGACAGUGACUGAUGAUGGAGGAACAGAAGUGGAUGCUGAUGUGUUUCCAGAGCUGGUUACCAAGGACAUGUGCUUAGUCAUCCAUGAUUCUGAUGAAGAGUCGCCUAUCCCUGAGUUUUCAUCUAGCCUCACGGACACAUGUUCGUUGUCAAGUAGUCAGGAUAGUGGGACUAACCUUAGCCUGUGCAAAAGAGCACGCUUGGAGGAAGACGUGUUGCAGUGUGCUCCAGCCAGAGAGCUUGUUAAGAAGGUUCUGCUUGAGAAAGCUGGUGGAGCGGCAAUCAUGAAAGAGUAUGAGGACACUGGGAGUUUGAGUGACAGUUCGAGGCGACAGAUGGUCAACAUUUUAGCGGCACACAUGACAGAAACCGAAGGGAGAAUUCCACAAAGGCUGACUAAGGAAAAAUAUGCCCUUGGUGUCAUCACCUUGUUCCCAUACCUGAAAGACCCAUUCUCUAAAAAAGGCUAUGAGCAUUUCUAUGAUGCCCAAAGUGGAACAGGAUUCAUCGCUUGGCGACUCAAGACCAUCCAACGGAAGACUAAGCUUCGUCCUCUGUCAUCUAGUUCUCCGAAGGCAGAUGUCACAGGUGGUCCAACAGUCGCCAGGAAUAUCAGUCAAGAUCAGCUUCAGGAUGAGGCAUGUGAAGAGGCCAUUUCUCUGAUGACCCAUACCAAUGAUCGUGAGACAAUAUUCCAGAAGAUGCAAGAGACAUUCCAGUACAGGCAGAGGCUUAUCCACAAUCCUGCAACUUCAGCAAAAGUCUUGUCCGUGUUCCCAAGACUUUUGGACACAAAAGGAUUAGUUCUUCAAGACUUCAGCCUUCUCCUUGGAUCUGAAACAUCUGCAAGACUUCUGGAAAGAUGGCCCUCAUUCAAACCGAAGCUGAUAAAAGAAGGAGCUGCACUUGUACAAACACCAUUGCUCCAACGCCUAUUGCAGUCUGCCAGGGAGGAGCAAGUGGAGCCGUCUUACAAGGCUGGGACAGUGAUAUGUCCACUUUACUCCUGCUGUUGCACAUCCUGUCACCUCAGCCAGCUGGGAGAAAGAGGAGUCACAAGAUCAGUGCAAGUCAAGCCAUAGACAACUUGGUAGUUUUUCACAAGUCAUGCCAGAGUCUUGAUGAGCACUUGAAUGAAGAUGAACGUCGGCAGCCAUAUCUGCUAGCUUCGGGAACCUCCAAGCGAGCCAUCAACAACUUCUACAUAGCCAUGGAUAAGAAGCUCAUUCCAUGCCAAGGAAGCACCUCUCUGGCAGCAUUCGACGAGCUUUUCAAGGUUCAUUUUGUUUUCAGUUUGAGUUACGACGAGUCUCUUCGCAGCUUUUUUACAUUCUUGCAGACCACUGUCUACAAUAUUGAUGUGGGAACCACCAAAGAGAGCCCAAAAGUAAAGGAAUUGCGAGCAAAGUUGAUUAAUAAUGUAUAGGUGUUACGUUUGUGGGACACUGCAUGGCUCUGGUGGGGUCUUGAUUCAACACCUUAAACUCUUACAUGGCUUAUAUCCUGGCAAAAGGUUACGUUUGAUAUGUGCACAGGAUGGUUGUUCUUUUGAGUUCAGAAGUUACUCUGGUUUCCGCAGACAUCUUAAACGUUUACACACGGACACUAAUGCUACUGAACCAAGUUGGUCAGACGAACCAAUGGCUAUGUCUGACAUCACAUCAUCAGGUACGCCGGCUCUGCCUUUGGAUGGGUGUGGUGAUGCACAUUCUAUUGAGACUUUGGACUUAAAUCAAGACUUGGCCAAUCAAAGUGAAUGUUCUUUAGUGUCAAAACAUAUGUGUGCUUCUGUUGUUGCAAAGUUGCAGGGCAGUGGUGUUUCAACCAAUGUUAUUUUGUCAGUUGUUGAAAGUAUGGAGGAAUGUUUGAAUGAUAUCCACACAUCCAUUAAACAUCAAAUCUUGAAGGUUGUGCCAGAGUGCAACCCUAGUAGAAGGGCAGUUGAGGAUGUGCUUACAAACUUGCAGAACCCCUUUUCUGAACUCAAUACUGAUAGCAAAUGGAAAAAAUAUUUUUAUACUAAAUGGGGAGUUGUACAACCUGUAGAGGUGCAUUUAGGAGUAAGAUAUGAUUCUAAGAAAAACAAAGUUUCUGGAAAUUAUGAACAGGUACCAGUCAAUGACACUUUCAUCUAUAUACCAUUGUUUAAAACACUUGAUUUUAUUUUCAAGAAUGAGGUGAUUCGCAGCCACAUCCUAUCGUCUACAUUUAGUGAUCUGUAUUCUGAUUUCUGCGAUGGUUCUUAUUUUAAGACUAAUCAAUUGUACUCUAAAACCGAACAUGCCCUCCAGAUUCAGGUUUAUUACGACGAUUUCGAAACCGCUAACCCUCUCGGUUCCAAGCAGGGGGUACAUAAGCUCGGAUGUUUGUAUUUCACACUCAGAAAUCUUCCACCUCAUCUCAAUUCUUCACUUAUGAAUAUACAUCUCAUUUCUCUAUUUCACUCACAAGAUGCCAAGAAAUAUGGCUUGGAUAAAAUACUGACUCCUUUUCUAGAUGAUGUUAAAAAACUUGAAGUUCAUGGAAUGAAAGUGUCAUUUUCUGAGGAACCUCUUUAUGGAACAAUAUCACAGAUUACAGGUGACAAUUUAGGUUUGAAUGGCAUCCUUGGCUAUGUAGAGUCUUUCAGUGCCACCUACUAUUGCAGGCUAUGCUUAACAGACAAGCAUACAGCUCAGACUGUAUUUAGUGAACAUGAUCCAAGGGUUGUUUUGAGAUCAAGAGAGCUGAAUGAGCAGCAUUACAAAUCCCUUGAGAACUCUGGUGAUGGUUCAUGCUAUGGUAUCAAGCACAACAGCAUUCUCAAUGAUUUAAAAUAUUUUAAUGUUGCAGAUAAUGUUGUCGUUGAUAUAAUGCACGACCUGCUUGAAGGUGUAGCACAGUAUGAAAUCAAGCUACUUUUAGACUACCUCUCUCAAAAUUUCAUUACCAGUGAACACAUCCUACUGAGAAUUUAUGGGUAUAGCUAUGGAUACUUGGACCGCAAGAACAGGCCAACAAAGAUCAAUAUGCAGGGUAAUCGGCUUGGUCUUAAUGCUAGUCAAACUAUGUGUCUUUUGAGAAACAUUCCACUCAUAUUUGGGAGUGUUGUUCCAGAUAAAGAUAAACAUUGGAGUCUACUCCUCCUUCUGCUUGAUAUUUCUAGCAUAAUCUUUUCACCUAACAUUUCUGAGGGUAUGACUGUCUAUUUGGGGUCUUUGAUCGCAGAGCAUCACAAAUUAUUUAAGGAAGUCUACCCUAGUCAGAAUUUGCUCCCUAAACACCACCUAAUGGUCCAUUAUCCAGGUGUGAUUAGAAAAAUUGGUCCUUUAGUCCAUGUAUGGACCAUGCGAUACGAGGCCAAACACCGUUUUUUUAAAACUAGCAUUAAAAAUUUCAAAAAUUUGACAAAGUCUUUAGCAGUAAAGCAUCAGUUAGCUACAGCCUAUCAUUGGGAGUCACUUACGUCACUUAAAGGUAUCGAAUCGGGUCCAGUGAAAACUGAAAUCUUAAAUGAGUUUGACUAUGAGGAACUGGUCUGUGCACAUUUCCAAAUCGCCAAGUCCACUACUGUUUGUUCUACUGUGUGGGUAAGAUGUGAUGGGGUUGAUUACCAUUGUGGAUCUAUUGUUUGUGUUGAUGUGGAGGAUGAAAUGCCGUUGUUUGGUGAAAUUGUGUCAAUAAUUUUACAAAAACACGACAUACAUUUCAUUUUGAUGGAUACUGAGACUGUUUAUGUCGAGCACCUUCACGCUUUUGAGGUUAAAGAACUUAAUCAUUUUUAUAUUGUUAAAAAAGAUGAUUUGCAACAUUACAAACCUUUUGAUCUUCAGAUGUCAUAUGGCUGUGAUUUGUUGUUUUAUAUUGUGCCUGACUGUUGCAUUUUGUAAUGAGCUGAAGAAUGUUUCACUGUUUAAUAAAUAAAUGUAGUACAUUUUUACAUUAA